Messenger RNA from Liolophura sinensis, 1950 nucleotides. RefSeq names its product dnaJ homolog subfamily C member 21-like. Gene Ontology annotation, cellular component: cytoplasm. Gene Ontology annotation, molecular function: zinc ion binding; nucleic acid binding. The record is from RefSeq and is a predicted model, not a curated record. Lineage: Eukaryota; Metazoa; Mollusca; Polyplacophora; Chitonida; Chitonidae.
UUCAGCUGUUUUCCGAAUUUCAACAUGAGAUGCAAAACUUGCCAGAAGUAGUCUUUUCCUUCUUGUUCAGUCAGUGAGACAGGUAGUGGAGGGACAAUUACUAAUUUUACCCUGAUCAGCAGAGAAAAAUGGCAACGAAAAUGAAAUGUCAUUAUGAAAUCUUAGGAGUGCCACGAGAUGCGUCAGCCGACGACUUGAAGAAGUCGUAUCGAAAACUGGCCCUUCAGUGGCAUCCAGACAAGAACCCAGAUCGUGUGGAUGAGGUCACUAAACAUUUCCUAUUGAUACAGCAAGCAUAUGAUGUUCUAAGUGAUCCUCAAGAAAGGGCAUGGUAUGACAAACACAGGGAAGCCAUUUUAAGGGGAGGUCAUGGCCGAGGAGAUCAGUACACUGAUGACAGCCUGGAUGUGUUCCAGUAUUUCAACUCCUGCUAUACAGGUUAUGGGGAUAAUGAACAGGGUUUCUACAGUGUUAGAAAGGUUUUCCAGCAAAUAGCUGAGGAAGAUUAUGUCUUUAUGGAGGAUAGAGAAGACUUUGAAAUGCCACAUUUUGGGGAUUCAACAAGUUCAUAUGAAGAGGUUGUAGGGCCAUUCUAUGCAUACUGGGAGAGUUUUUACACUGCUAAGUCGUAUGUGUGGGUGGAGAAGUAUGACACACGGGAAGCACCAGAAAGGCGCGUUCGCAGGCUGAUGGAGGCAGAAAACAAGAAGUUAAGAGAUGCAGCCAGGAAGGAGAGGAGUGAGGAAGUCAGGGCCUUGGUAGCAUUUGUCAGGAAACGUGACAGAAGAGUUCAGGCAUACAGGAAAAAACUAGAAGAGCGCGCUGUUGAAAUAAGUCGUAAAAAUGCUGAAAGACGAGAAAGAGCAGUGAAAGAGAGGUUGAAACUGUUUGAAAACUAUGAGGAAGCUGAUUGGUCGUCAAUGUCCGGCCUGGAGGAAGAGAUGCAAAGGUUAGAAGCCAAUCUGUCAGAGCAGUUUGGUGACAAACAGAAUCAGUCAGGUAGUGAUGAACAAGAUCUUGAGGAAGAGGAAAUAUUUGAUGAUCUGUUUUGUGUGGCAUGCAAUAAAUCCUUUAAAAGUGACAGAGCUUUUGCAAAUCAUGAGCGAUCUAAGAAACACAAAGACAAUGUGUUACUGUUAAGAUCAGAGAUGGAGGAGGAGGAAGAGGAGAUAACUGCUGAUGACAAGAUGAGAGAUGAUGGAGUUGCCAUGGAGAUGAUGGAGGAAGUACUGACAGAAAACAAGCAAAAAUUAUCAAAGAGACAGAAGAAGAGAAGAAAAGAGAGGGCACAGCAGCUCUGGGGGACCAUCAGCAUGUUAAAGACGAAAUUGGGAUUGCUAAUGAAGACUGUGAUGGGUCAGAGGUUAAGGAUGAUGAAGGGGAGGACCAAUAAUUCAUCCAGGACACCCACAAUAGAAGUUAGUGAUCAACCAGGUGACCAGGUGACUGCUGCCACUGAACAGGUUAAACAGAAUGGUGGACCAGCAUUGGAAGAAGUGUUCUCAGAUCAGAGUGAGUGUACCACUGAGCCAGAGCCCACUCCAGAAAUAGCUCCUUCAUCUGCUGAUGAAAACAGCAGUGUGUAUCUGGAAAAACAAGGAGGCAAGAAGAGUAACAAGACCAGCGACACAAGUACAGAGAAUGUCAAGACACCUCAGAUCUGCAAUGUCUGCCAUAAAGAAUUCCCUACAAGGAACAAACUGUUCCAGCAUGUGAAGGCAGAAGGCCAUGCAUUACACGUUCCUCCACAGAUGGUUAGUUCAGCAGACAAAUCUGGCAGCAAGAAGAAAGGGCGGAGGAAAGGCAAACAUAUAUAGUCAUGUGACUUAUGUGAUUACUAAAUUAAACAAAUUUUAAGUUUUGAAAGUCUGUGUGUCUUGAUCACAAUUUAUUUACUUAUCUGAUAGGAGUUUUACACCAUAACGAAGAAUAUGUCACUUAUACGAUGGC